Molecule: messenger RNA, 6420 nt
Organism: Hypomesus transpacificus
Lineage: Eukaryota; Metazoa; Chordata; Actinopteri; Osmeriformes; Osmeridae
Gene: insra
Product: insulin receptor a
Exons: 21
Coding region: 1172-5257 (1361 amino acids)
Biological process (GO): positive regulation of phosphatidylinositol 3-kinase/protein kinase B signal transduction; positive regulation of MAPK cascade; glucose homeostasis
Cellular component (GO): axon; insulin receptor complex; membrane
Molecular function (GO): insulin receptor substrate binding; insulin receptor activity; phosphatidylinositol 3-kinase binding
Source: RefSeq, a predicted model, not a curated record
UCUGGCUCACUGGCAAGGUUUGUUUACUGGCGGAGAGGCAGAGAAGGGGAUCCUAGGGGAUCUGUGAGACUGAACAAUCUACCUCUAAUGUGGGAGAGUAAAAUAAGUUUUUCAAUUCUAUUUUUGUUGUUAUUAUCAUUCGAAUACGCAUUUGGUCAUUUUGGACUAAGUUAAGGCGCAUUUGCAAAACCUUAAAACGCAUUUCAUUUUUGUAAAGAACGAGGGCGGGCGACCACAACGAGCUAGCCACGGCGAAGUCUGACACUCGGCAGACUGGAACUAGUCUCACUGAAAUCUCAGCAUUGACUGAGUCGACUCCGACUUGUGGUGCGGAUCUAUCCGUAGUCUUGUAUCAAUGUUUUUCAAUUACUGGCGUGUUUAAUUGUGAAUAGGUUAUCGUCUUGUAUUCGUUGCAGUGGAGUUUGUAGUGAAAGACAAGCCGUGUAUGUGAUUCGCAGUGACCCAUGGGUUUUACUACGCCACGCGUGCCACGAUCCUCGAGUUGUCAGAAACAUAGCUAGUAUCAGAAUUGCAACAAAACCUUGGAGGAAAAUUAGUUAAAUUCACUGAAGCAGAACGUCUAAAAAGAACGAUUGAGGAUAUAGAUAUACCUGGCAAAUGCAUUUAACCCAAUAAACUGGAUUGAGAAAGCGAGAGUUGCUAUCGCUAAAUUUACUUGUGGCCUGCUCUAUUGCUUACUGCUACUACUAGCUACGUAGCUAUAGCUAACGUUAGCUUUUUGGCUAACUCGCACAACUCAGGCGUGAUCUGGCUUGCAGUUUGUGUGUUAUUACGUGAUACGAUAGACAUUAAUCUCAUAAGCGGAAAGGAUUGAUGCCGUUCACCAAGUUGCAAAUGAAGCCUUUUACUUCAUUUCGUCGCAAUGUGGCACAUACUUGCAUUUGUUCGUGGUAAUUUUGAAUAUCCACCAGACCCGAUACAGCUAUAUCUAGCUAGCCUGUGCGCCAGCAGCCUAUUUAGAUUGAACACGUUGGACCCUUCCCUCCGCCCAUUUUUCCGGUGACUGUUUUUAUUUUUGUUUACCUGAUUUUUGCGGCUCAUUAAACUAAUUUCCUGCCAUCAUUUUCUUGGUAGUUUUAAGUGAGAUCUCACACGGAUUCUUCUCAAUUUGUCGACAACGUCGUUGGACUGUGACUUCACUUGAGUCAAUAUGUGGCUCCGGACUUUCCUUGCGGUUUUUGUGACCACUGUGUGCAUUUUAUGGAAUUGUCACCCAACUAAUGGAGAGAUUUGCCCUAGUAAAGACAUCCGGAACAACGUGACCAACCUACGGACGUUGGAGAACUGCACGGUGAUCGAGGGCCAUCUGAAGAUCCUUCUCAUGUUCAACAUCAAGCCGCAGGACUUCCGAGGCGUCAGCUUCCCCAAGCUGACCGUCAUCACAGACUAUCUGCUGCUCUUUCGCGUCUACGGCAUGGAGACCCUCCAGGACCUCUUCCCCAACCUGACCGUCAUCCGAGGGAACAACCUCUUCUUCAACUACGCCCUGGUACUGUUUGAGAUGCUGCAGCUGCGGGAGAUUGGCCUGCACAGCCUCAUGAACAUCACCCGGGGCGCGGUGCGCGUGGAGAAGAACCCGGACCUUUGCUACCUCUCCACCCUGGACUGGUCCAAGAUCCUGGACUCGGUAGAGGACAACUACAUCGUGGCGAACAAGAACGACCGCGAGUGCGGAGACGUCUGCCCAGGGGCGGCCAAGGGGAAGGCCACCUGCCUUCAGACCACCAUCAACGGCCUGUUCAGCGAGCGCUGCUGGACACAGAAACAUUGCCAGAGGGUCUGCCCGUCCACCUGCAAGCACCGUGCCUGCACCCUGGACAACCAGUGCUGCCACGACCAGUGCCUGGGAGGGUGCCUGGAGCCCAACUCAGCCAGCACGUGCGUGUCCUGCCGCCACCUCCAGCACGGGGGCACGUGCGUGGAGAAGUGUCCCCUGGGACACUACACCUACAGGGGCUGGCGGUGUGUCCCCUUCUCCUUCUGCCAGGAGCUCCACAAUCAGUGCCGGCAGAGCAAGAGCAGCGACUGCCACGAGUACGUCAUCCAUAACGGCGCCUGCAUCGCCGAGUGCCCGUCCGGGUACACCACCGUCAACUCCUCCUCGCUGAUGUGCAUGCCCUGCGCUGGCCUCUGUCCCAAGGUGUGCAUGGGCGUGAAGACGGUGGACUCGGUCACAUCGGCCCAGGCGCUCCGGGGCUGCACCGUCCUCAACGGCAGCAUGGUCAUCAACCUCCGGGGGGGAAACAACAUAGCAGCCGAGUUGGAGACCAGCCUGGGGCAGCUGGAGGAGAUCACGGGCUACCUGACCAUCAAACGCUCCUACGCCCUCGUCUCCCUGUCCUUCUUCCGCAAGCUGCGCGUCAUCCGCGGAGAGACACAGGAAGUCGGGAACUAUACCUUCUACGCUCUGGACAACCAGAACCUGCGUCAGCUGUGGGACUGGUCCAAACAUAAGAUGUCUAUCCCUCAAGGAAGGAUAUUUGUCCACUACAACUCCAAACUCUGCAUGUCUGAGAUCCGCAAGAUGGAGGAAGUGACUGGCAUCAAAGACCGGCAGGUCAAAAACGACAUUGGCACAAAGACCAACGGAGACCAGGCCUCGUGCGAGAACCAGCUGUUGAAGUUUACCCAGAUCCGCACCAUGAACGACAAGAUCAUCAUCAAGUGGGAGCCCUUCUGGCCCCCGGACUUCAGGGACCUGCUGGGGUUCAUGGUCCUCUACAAAGAGUCGCCCUACAAGAACGUGACGGAGUUUGACGGCCAGGACGCCUGCGGCUCCAACAGCUGGGUGAUCGCCGACGUGGACCCGCCCCCCCGCGCCACCGACGGGAAGGACCAGAUGGAGCCGGGCCACCUCAUCCACCCCCUGAAGCCCUGGACGCAGUACGCCAUCAUGGUGAAGACCCAGCUGUCGGCCUCCGACGACCACCAGGUGCGCGGCGCCAAGAGUGAGAUCAUCUACGUGCGCACCAACGCCACAAAGCCAUCAGUGCCACUGGACCCAAUCUCCUCCUCCAACUCCUCCUCCCACAUAAUCCUGAAGUGGAAGCCGCCCAAUGACCCCAACGGUCAGAUCACCCACUACCUGGUCUUCUGUCAACGCCAACCAGAGGCCAGUGAGCUCUACAAGUUUGACUACUGUCAAAAGGGGAUGAAGCUCCCGUCCCGGAUGCCCACCCAGGUGGACAGUGACGAGGAGCACAAAUGGAACCAGACGGAGGACCAGGGCCAGGGGGGGCGCUGCUGCGCCUGCCCCAAGACCGACAAGGAGCUCAAGAAGGAGGCGGAGGACUCGGAGUACCGCAAGACCUUUGAGAACUACCUCCACAACGAGGUGUUUGAGAUCAAAACCUCCCGGCAACGGCGCUCGGCGGUGGGCAUAGCCAACCGGACGCUGCCGUUCCUGACCACGCCCCCCAGCCCGCCGGAGGGCGUGGCCACCACGCGCAGCCCCGAGGAGGGGGAGGAGUUUGAGAGCACCAAGAUCGUGCUGACCGUGAAGGCCAAGGAGACCACGACCAUCUCCAACCUGCGCCACUUCACCAGCUACCAGAUCGAGGUCCACGCCUGCAACCACCUGACCGACCAGACGCGCUGCAGCAUGGCGGCUUACGUGAGCGCCCGCACCAUGCCCGAGGAUAAAGCGGAUGACAUCCCAGGGCCCAUCACCUUCGAGGUGUCCGAAGACACGGUGCGCGUCAGGUGGCAGGAGCCCAAGGCGCCCAACGGCAUGAUCAUCCUGUAUGAGGUCCACUACAGGAGGCUGGUCGACUCUGAGGAGUCCCACCACUGUGUGUCCAGGAACAGCUACCGGGAGGCCAAGGGCUGCAAGCUGCGCGUGGUGCACCAUGGGAACUACACGGUGCGCAUCCGCGCCACCUCGCUGGCGGGCAACGGCUCCUGGACGGAGCCCAGCUACUUCUACGUUCAGGACCCCCGGGGGGACCUGGACGGCGUGGUGAGGAUCAUCAUCGGGCCGGUCAUCUGCAUCAUCCUGCUGUUUAUGGUAGCCGGCGGAGGGUUCUUCAUGUUCAAGAAGAAGCAAACCCAGGGACCGAGUGGACCCAUCUACGCCUCGUCCAACCCCGAGUACCUCAGCGCCAACGACGUGUACGAGCCUGACGACUGGGAGGUGCCGAGAGACAAGAUCAACAUCCUGCGCGAGCUGGGCCAGGGCUCGUUCGGCAUGGUGUACGAAGGCAUCGCCAAGGACAUCGUCAAGGGCGAGGGCGAGUCGCACGUGGCGGUGAAGACGGUCAACGAGUCGGCCAGCCUGCGCGAGCGCAUCGAGUUCCUCAACGAAGCCUCGGUCAUGAAGGCCUUCACGUGUCACCAUGUGGUGAGACUUAUGGGCGUGGUGUCCAAGGGCCAGCCCACGUUGGUCGUCAUGGAGUUGAUGACCCACGGCGACCUGAAGAGCUACCUGCGCUGUCUCCGGCCCGACUCUGAGAACAACCCGGGCCGCCCCCCGCCCACGCUGAAGGAGAUGAUCCAGAUGGCGGCGGAGAUCGCGGACGGGAUGGCCUACCUCAACGCCAAGAAGUUUGUCCACAGAGACCUGGCGGCCAGGAACUGCAUGGUGGCGCAGGACCUGACUGUCAAGAUCGGAGACUUUGGCAUGACGCGGGACAUCUAUGAGACGGAUUACUACAGGAAAGGAGGAAAGGGCCUCCUCCCUGUCAGAUGGAUGGCGCCCGAGUCCCUCAAGGACGGCGUGUUCACCGCCCACUCAGACUGCUGGUCGUUCGGGGUGGUGUUAUGGGAGAUUAGCACCUUGGCAGAGCAGCCUUACCAGGGCCUGUCCAACGAGCAGGUGCUGAAGUUCGUCAUGGAUGGCGGUUACCUGGAUCGCCCCGACAACUGUGCAGACAGACUACACAACCUGAUGCAGAUGUGCUGGCAGUACAACCCCAAGAUGCGGCCCAUGUUCCAGGAGAUCAUCGAGAUGCUCCGGGAGGACCUGCACCCGUCCUUCCAGGAGGUGUCCUUCUACUACAGCGAGGAGAACAAGCCGCCCGAGACGGAGGACUUUGACCUGGACCUGGAGAACAUGGAGAGCAUCCCACUGGACCCGUGCUCCUACUCCCACCGGGGGGAGGAGGGCUCGGACCGCGACGAGGCGGGCUCCUCGGUGGGCCUGCGGGCCAGCUACGAGGAGCACAUCCCCUACACGCACAUGAACGGCGGGAAAACGAACGGACGAAUACUAGCCCUCCCCCGCUCCAGCCCCUCCUAACAUACCCUUUCACCCCGCCCCCCCGCCCCCACACACAGAUGCAUAGAUAUAAAUAUAUAUAUUUUUGUUUUCGUUCUGUCAUUUUUAUACAGAUCACUGUUUCACUUUUAUCACUCUCUUCAGAGGUCGAAGCAUAUCUCAGGAUGUUUUUUUUCUUCUUCUCAAGAUGCCACAUACACACACACUACAGUAUGUCCACUCAGGACAGGACUAAGACCAAGCUCUCGCUCCUCUUUCUAGUCCAUGAUUGGGUUUUGUUUUUUUGUCGUUUUUAUAUAUUGCCAAAUUUGCAAGACUGGGCGGAUGGAUGGAUACAACUGUGAAAUAAACUCUUUGACAACCAGAAGGCUGCUAAACCCAUGACUAAAAGACAGUCCCCCCCCCCCCCCCCCCUUAUCCCUUGCUAUGUACAGUAUGAAUGGGUUUUUCUCCCUGGGUUGUCCGGUUAAAAGUGCUCUUCUCUGUCUGUGGCCUACAUCCUCGUCAUGGAAGUGUGUCUGAAUUGUUGUACUUAAUGUGUCGUCGAAAACCAGUCACUGAUGUUUUAAUGGACUUGGGAACUGUCAAGUGGUUCAAGGAUGUCCAUCGUCGAACAAACUCUUAUCUACUGGAGAAGCUAGUUUAAGACUCCACACCCUGCAGUAUUCCAAACAUCACACACACAAAUGAACAGAUAUAUCUUUUGGGUUCUAUUAUUAAUUUAUUUACUUUUCUCAUUUUCUUUUUUGAGUUUUCACAUUUACAGCUGAAGGAUAUUUAAAUGGUUUCAAGAAAAAAGAAAAAAAAAAACAUUUGACAAACGAGUUCCUCCAAUUGACCAAUAGCUGCUUCUUUGGUAUAUUUUAGUGGGUAUAGAAGAUAUAAAUAUAUAUAAAUAUAUUAUUGAUGUUUUUGUACAUAGACGAUAUGUUGUCAUUCAUGAGGUAUUUCCGGUCGUAGAAUGUUUUUACAUGUUAGUCUUAUGUUUAUUUUGUUUUCUAAUUCAGAAAUCAUACUAAUUAUCAUUUUUGACUUUUUGAUCAACCAACAGCACUUGGUCUUUAUUUUCUAUCAGAUGCACGGAAAGCAGGAGUAAUGGCGUCUAUGGCUUCAGAUGUCUGCCCUUGAAUAUCAAGAUCAAAUAAAAAAUCUGCUGUAAAUAAAGCAGCAAGGUGCAUUCAUGA